Molecule: messenger RNA, 697 nt
Organism: Salarias fasciatus (jewelled blenny)
Lineage: Eukaryota; Metazoa; Chordata; Actinopteri; Blenniiformes; Blenniidae
Gene: lsm8
Product: LSM8 homolog, U6 small nuclear RNA associated
Exons: 4
Coding region: 184-474 (96 amino acids)
Biological process (GO): mRNA splicing, via spliceosome
Cellular component (GO): precatalytic spliceosome; U6 snRNP; U4/U6 x U5 tri-snRNP complex
Molecular function (GO): mRNA binding
Source: RefSeq, a predicted model, not a curated record
GUCAUUUCCGGCCUCGGCUCCGCACUUCCGGCUGCUCGGUGCAGUUAGCUGCUCAGUGUGGAUUAGCUUCUCCGGACUCCCAGUGGCUCCUGUCGCAGACUGCCUCCGCUGAAUCGCCCGGUGUCGGCUUCCUGCUGACUCCCUCCGUCGGACCGAGAGGCACCGAGCCCGGGACGCAGCAUCAUGUCCACCGCGCUGGAGAGCUACAUCAACCGUACGGUGGCCAUCGUCACCUCGGACGGGAGGAUGAUCGUGGGCACCCUGAAGGGCUUCGAUCAGACCAUCAACCUGAUCCUGGACGAGAGUCACGAGCGGGUGUUCAGCUCCAGCCAGGGCGUGGAGCAGGUGGUGCUCGGCCUCUACAUCGUCCGAGGAGACAACGUCGCUGUGAUCGGCGAGAUCGACGAGGAAACGGACUCCACUCUGGAUUUAGGGAACAUUCGGGCCGAGCCGCUCAACUCGGUCGUCCACUGACCUCUGACCUCUGGACCAACCCACGUCUCCAUGGCAACGGCAGCUCGACUCGGCGAUGUUUUACUGGAGGUUGAGACGUCCUGGUGAAACUGCGACAGUCCUGCCGCUGUGCUUCUGUUCUUUGUAUUUUUAUAAAGUUAUUGAAGUUUGAACUUUUUUAAAAAAAAGAAAUUGUGUUUUUUGUCAACCAAACUGUUUAAUAAAGUUUGUUGUUGUAUUCAGA